AUGCCAUGGAUCCAUUGGACUGGUCAAUUGCCAACCUGGAGAUAUAAAUUUUAUUUAUUUUCAGAGAAAAAAUUAAAAAAUCAAUUAGCUGGAUUGGCUUUACAACCUAAACUUGUUAUAGAUGAGCCUUGUAGAUGUAUUCGUGAGGCUGAGUUUGGGGUUUGGAACAAAAAAAGUUUCUUGACGGCCUUUGCUAAUAAAGCAGAUGAUUAUCAGUAUAUAAUUGAAAUUGAAUUGGUAGAAAAGAAAGAAAAAAGAAAAUCAUUAAAUGAUGAACUUGGGAAAUUUUCCAAGAACGUUUCAACAUAUGUUGAUGUAAUUGUUCUUGAUACUUCCAGAAAUAUUGGAUUCUCUGGUGUUCCAUUUAAAACCAAAGUGUUAUUACAACCAACAACUGUCUCGUUCAUUGGUAGAUUUGCCUUUUUGACAAUGGCUGAUGUAGGAAUGAGUAGCAGUGACUAUGUAGAAGAAGAAUCUGUUAGUGGGAAAAAGAAAGUAAUGAAUCUGUAUUAG
Messenger RNA from Entrophospora candida, 513 nucleotides. NCBI's taxonomy places the organism in Eukaryota, Fungi, Glomeromycota, Glomeromycetes, Entrophosporales, Entrophosporaceae. The record is from the annotation of a GenBank genome assembly.